This is a messenger RNA of Aedes albopictus (Asian tiger mosquito), 4695 nucleotides long. RefSeq lists its product as uncharacterized. The record is from RefSeq and is a predicted model, not a curated record. The transcript is spliced from 2 exons. NCBI's taxonomy places the organism in Eukaryota, Metazoa, Arthropoda, Insecta, Diptera, Culicidae. Bases 105 to 1382 code for a protein of 425 amino acids. Gene Ontology annotation, biological process: proteolysis. Gene Ontology annotation, molecular function: zinc ion binding; aspartic-type endopeptidase activity; nucleic acid binding.
AGAUCCGGACAGCGGUCAAGAUUCAGGAAACGGAAGCGUAGCGGUCAAGAUUCGGGAAGCAGAUUCGAGUACCAGGCGGUAUCGUAAAACACGAACAUUUGAAGAUGGCGUGGCCGAUGGUCAAUCCUCUCAUCCCACCAUUCGUUGAAGACGCAGAAGGGAGCGUAGCCAUUCGCUGGGAGGAAUGGAAGAAGCAAAUUAACGCGUAUGUAGAUUGGAGAGGUAUUGAAGACCACGAAGCCAAAUUCAAAACCCUGGCGUUAUUCGGUGGACCGGAUAUACGGAGAAUUAUUGACCAGAUCGAUGUGGACGAAAAUCAUCUGAUCGAAAACCGAUACCAUCUGGCUAUUGAAACACUGGAUGGAUAUUUCAUUCCCCGAAUCUCCAUCGCGUUCGAGUUGCAGAAGUUCCGGCAAGCGUCUCCGUUACCAGGAGAAAAUAUUGAAAAAUUUGCAUUUCGACUCCGGAAGCUUGCUGAAAACUGUGAACUUGGCGAACAAUCUGAAAAGUUGAUCGUUAACCAGAUAAUGUCGACCACGAAGGAUCUGAAAUUAAAGGCAAAAAUUCUGAAGAGUGAUUUACCCUUGAAUCAAGUUAUUGCUGCAGCUCGUGCUCAUGAGUCGUUGCAGUCUCAGUUGGAUCAAUGCGAAACAAGCGCAACUCCUUGUCCGGCGGAAAGCGUGCUGAAAAUCAACAAAAUGAACCGACAAUCGAAUGAAACAUUGAGGAACUACAAGCAGGAGAGGUGCCCCCGUUGUAACGGACGUCAUGCAUUCAGAAGCGACAACUUUCCUGCUAAAGACCAGAAAUGUCGUAUUUGUGGAAUAGUUGGACAUUUUGCCCGUUGCUGCCGUCAGAUAAGGAAACAUCGCAACUCUACCGAAACCACCAAUUCUAACAGACCAAGCAUCAGGAAGAAGCAGUACAUUCGAGAAAUUGAACGCACGGAUGAUGGAGCCCAUACAAUGGAUGCAGAAGCGGAAACAUUCGAUCUUUUCCAUCUGGACUCGAAGAAACGGACAGCGACUGUUUGCAUCGGUGGAGCUGCCAUGAAACUCAUCAUUGACACUGGAGCAGAUGUUGACGUGCUGUGUGAUCGCGAUUGGAAAACCUUAAAGGAAACCGGAUUUAUGGCGUUUAGCGUGAGAAAGGGGAGCAAGAAAUCGUUCCAGGCCUAUGGAACCAGCAACAAUCUCAAGGUCCUUGGAGAAGUUGAUUCGGAAAUCACAUGGAAAGGGAACACCGUUGAAACUACACUGUACGUUAUCGAGGGAGGAAAAUGUUCACUCAUGUCCGGAGAUACAGCCGAGAAAUUGGGAUUACUGAAGUUCGUACAAGCUGUGGAUAAUGUGGCCUUUCCCCACAUGCAAGGUAAUGUUUAACUAAUUUGUAAUUCAUAAAUCAUAGAUAUAACAAUAAAUUUACUGAAUGGAACAACAUUUCUAUUAGGGAUUGUGGCGAAUAUAAAAAUUGAUAAAACAGUCUCUCCAGUUCGACAAUCAAUUAGACGUAUUCCUUUUCCAUUAGAAGCAUUAACCUUAAAGAAACUUAAGGAACUGCUUGCUCAGGACAUAAUUGAAAAGGUGAGCGAAGCUUCUGAAUGGGUCUCACCCAUGUUGGUUAAACGGAAGAGCUCGUCAGAAGUCAGGAUCAUAAUAGAUUUGCGUGAGGCUAACAAAGCUAUCGUUCGAGAAGUACAUCCAUUACCUACCAUGGAACAAAUGACAUGUAAAAUUGGCGGGAACAAAGUUUUCACGAAACUUGAUGUGAAACAGGCAUUCCAUCAAGUAUUAUUACAUGAAAAUUGCCGUUAUAUAACCACUUUUAUAUCGCCUCUUGGUUUGAUGCGAUACAAACGAUUAAUGUUUGGCCUAUCCGCUGCACCUGAAAUUUUCCAAAAGGUGAUGGAAACCUUAUUCGCCGAUAUGCCGUGGCUCAUCAUUUUCAUUGAUGACAUAUACACUCAGGCAAAUAAACCUAAGAUUAUCAUAAGGUCUAACUUAUGAAAUGGCCUUUUAACAAUUCAUAACGACUAGAUUGAAUUUCAUAAGGUCGGUUUAUGACGCAGAAUCGACUCACUGUUUGGCUUUUAUACAAAUUUAGCAAGACGAUAUUCUCAAGCGUCGAUAGCCGCGUGGGUUGGGCACGAGCUCAGUGAUCUCGACGUUCAUGGAUCGAUUCCAGUCUGCAUCAUUUUACGAUUUUUCUGCUCUUUUCAUAAGUUUAUCUUAUGUAAUUAGGUCAUAAAAAGCAUGUUCAAUUUUCAUAAGGUAUUCUUAGGGCAUCCAUACUUUACAGUUAUGGCUAAAUUUCAUAAGGUAUUCUAAUGAAUUUCGGUAGUUUACUUCGCUGAGUGUACUGAUACCGGCUAAAAGCAGAGAUGAACUUCAUCAACGAACAAAGGUUGUGCUUGAACGUCUCCAUCAACACAAUGUUUUAUUAAAUAACGAGAAAAUUGUUUCAAAUGUGGAAGAAAUAGAUUUUCUGGGCUAUUUGAUCUCCGGUAGCGGUGUUUCUGUUUCACCAAAGAAGUUAGAAGCAGUACAGAAAAUGGAACCGCCACGAUCGUGUGCCGAAACUCGGAGCUUUCUCGGACUUGUAAAUUUCGUUCACCGUUACGUUCCUGACAUGGCUACACUCACAUUUCCGCUAAACAGUUUGACACGGAAAGAAUCCAAAUUUAUUUGGGAAGCUGAGCAUCAGGAAGCGUUUGAUAAAAUCAAAACCAUAUUACUGAAACAUGAGACUCUAGGAUUUCAUGAUCCUAGUGAUGAAACAUUCAUAAUUGCCGAUGCCAGCCCUGUUGGAUUAGGUGCAGUACUAGUACAAAGGCACAAAGGAGAUCAUGGUCGUAUUAUUUGCUAUGCAUCCAAAACUCUUUCUCCUGUCGAAAGGAAAUAUGCUCAAACGGAACGUGAAGCUCUUGCCUUAGUUUGGGCCUGCGAAAGAUUCCAUGAAUAUGUCUACGGUUUAACCUUUUGGUUGAUCACAGACCACAAGCCGCUGGUAUCGAUAUUUGGAGAUCGCUUGAAGCCUUCGCCUCGAAUUGAGAGAUGGAAGUUGAGAUUGAUGUCUUACGAUUACAAAGUCAUGUAUCGUCCUGGAAACAGUAACAUCGCAGACGUACUCUCUCGCCUUUGCCAACGUGUUUCCGAUUCCGAUCCAACGUUUGAUGAAGAAUCUGAAAGGAUCGUGAAAAUUUUAGCCGUGGACACAUGCCCAAGAUCGGUGUCUUUGGAAGAAAUUGAAUCAGCUACAAAAGAUGAUAUUGAAUUGCAAGAACUUAUUCGAUGGAUACCUUACCCGGCAAACCGAUGGCCGAAAACAUUGUCCAGAUACAAGAAAAUUGCCAGCUCCUUGAUGUAUGAUGGAAACUUGAUAAUGAAGGAUCACAAAAUUGUUGUACCAAGAAGCUUACAAACAAGAACUCUACAGAUAGCUCAUGAUCCUCAUCUGGGUAUAUCAUCGAUGAAACGACGCUUGCGCACAAAGGUUUGGUGGACUCACAUGGACAAAAUGGUGGAACAAUUUGUCCAAAGCUGUUCCGGAUGCCUUCUGGUUUCCGAACCCAAACAUCAACCUGUUUCCAGAAUCGAAAUGCCAGCAUUUCCGUGGCAGAAGCUGGCUAUAGAUUUCAUGGAAAUACCUGGGGGAAAUCACUUGCUAGUGAUUACUGAUUAUUUUUCGAGGUUUCAGUAUUUCAUAAUAUAAUACCUGUUAGACGUUUAUAAAUUUAAUUUUCAUUUUCAUAGAUAUAUUGAAGUAGCAAAUCAAUCAACAAUGACCGCAAAUCUCACCAUAACCAAGCUUCGAGAAACUUUUGCCCGUUUCGGUUACCCAGAAGUGAUUGUAUGUGAUAACGGACAGCCUUUCGCAUCGGAGGAAUUCGCAAGAUUUUGUUCAGUUAACGGCAUCGUCAUUCAGCAUACUGUGCCAUAUGCUGCUUUUCAAAAUGGUCUGGUAGAAAGGCAGAAUCGAACCUCUUGAAAACCAUCCGAAUAAGCGUCGCUACUGGGAGAAACUGGAAGAACGAUCUUCAAGAUUUUCUGCAUUCUUAUAGGGCUACACCACACUCAUCAACACAUUUUAGUCCCGCAGAAUUAUUAUUUGGGUGGAAUAUUAGAGAUAGACUACCACCUAUCAGGAGGAGCGUUGAUGUAACAGAAGCACGAGAGAAUGAUAGAAAUUCAAAAGAAAAAGGCAGGUUAUACACUAACAUGAAGAAACAUGCAAAGUAUUCUAAGAUAGAUGUAGGCGAUCAUGUUCUUGUGAAGAACAUGUUGAGAAAGAACAAGUUAACCACAAAUUUUGCGUCUCAGCCACAUAUUGUGCUUCAGCGGAAUAAGACUAGACUCAAACUAAAGAAUCUUGAAUCUGGUGUAAUUACAGAUAGACACGUGAAUCAUACAAAAUCAAUUGUCACUAAUAAUCCACUUUUAACUAACUUAACAUCAUCAAACACAAAACUAAGCGAUAAACGAUUGCGAGACGAAGAACAACAUCAAUCGGUAUGGUCCAAACGUUUAAGAAACAAUCGUUCAUAAUUUGUUAACUAAUAUAUCAUUAUUGUUCAUAAACUAUAUUAUUAUUUGUAAAAUUGACAAAGGGAGAGAAUGUAGCAUCUAAGUAGUCUUUGAUCAAAAUGUACAUUGACAAUCUUCAGAGAAAUAAAUUCAUUCUUUAUUCAACCACCAA